AUGCCCGUACUGCUCUCCGGAAGCUACGUAGCAUCCCAAAUACCCACUCGAGUAUCGUACCUUACACGUUCACCCCAAUUCCGAUUCCCCCCGACCAGCGGGGGCCGGCCUUGGAGUCUACAACCUGGCAACUGCGGUGACAGAUUACGAGUAAGGAUGACAGUCAAGUCAGCAAGUGGUUAGGCUGUGGGGGGUAGGGGGGGUCACAAUGGCGUUAAGCCCUACACGAAAACCUCUCUACGUAUGAUACCGAAACCUCCAUGGAGGAACACCGGCGGUGCCGGCUGGGGCAGUUGUAUCCGGAAAGGACGGGUACGGACCACAAAAGACCGGGUCGUCUAGGACGGACGAAGAGGGAAAGAAAAACACGGGCUUGACGCGCCGUGCCCUUAACUCUGGUGCGGCGAUCAACUUUUCGGAUGAUAGACUCCCAAUACGAGUAGGACUUAGCGGAAGGAACUUAGGUUGACCCCACUGUGAGCCACCCGAUAUUACGGGGAUGCGGUAGCUCUGACGCCUUGCUUGUGAUAAUGGCCGGGUCGAAACUAUAUAAGUCUUCGUUGUGUUCAACUGCCUUGCCACCAGCGCGCCCCAGGACCUACACAACGAUAUCUUUCGUCUAUCCAUACGAUCUCAAUCUAAAGCCCCAAUGAUAAAGGAAAUAGUCUUGCUCGUGGAUGGCAUCUGGAUGCUGAACGUUGCUAUACAAACAUGGCAGUGGAAUAGGGAUAGGGCAGGGGUACCCGAUUAUUGAUCUGGUAUUAAAGCCCGCGUGAGGAGCGGGGGUUGGUGAGGAACGAUAAUGGCAGAGAGUAGUAUUGGGCUGUGUCACAUAGACUAAUACAAGGAACGCCACUACUGGCGUUAUUAGA
This is a messenger RNA of Tuber melanosporum (Perigord truffle), 872 nucleotides long. RefSeq lists its product as uncharacterized. The transcript has 3 exons. The record is from RefSeq and is a predicted model, not a curated record. Bases 1 to 183 code for a protein of 60 amino acids. NCBI's taxonomy places the organism in Eukaryota, Fungi, Ascomycota, Pezizomycetes, Pezizales, Tuberaceae.